AUGUCCGGGAAAAGCCCGAAGUGCUCGGACAGGGACACUUGGGUCAAGGUGGACCUCGGUGCGGUCAAGCAAUUCGAUGAGGUGACCAUCUGGGGCCGCCUGGUCUUUAACUUCGAGGGGGAGGAUAUUGUUGGCAGCUGCGGUCGCUGGGCGUUGGGAAUCGGCGGCGCCGCAAGCGGCGCAAGUACUGUGGCUUCCUGGCCAAGCAUUGAGAAGAGGAAGCAGGAACCAGCAGGCAAGCCUGCAAAGUGUUGCCUCACCUGUGCGCCACGGGCCUUGAUUGUAAGGAGCUUUCCAUAUUCCAACGACGAGUACCUCGAGCAGACCAGCGAGGGUGACAAACACCCGCACAUCAUCGAGGUAGAAGUCCGGCGCCAAUCCUUGCCGCAGCCGAAGGAGCUCCCGCUGCUCGGGUCUCGCUUCGUCACGGAGUCUGGGGUCACGUCCCUCGGAGGGAAGGCAGCCUGCCACACCGCCUACGGGUUCUUGGAGACCAAUGCCAGCGUAGAGGAUGCAAGCGACAUGGAAAUCAACGAAGAAGGAGAGGAUGCCGAGUCGGAAGAGGGCGAGGAGCAAGAGGAUCAGCAAGAGCAGGGGAAUGAGCAGGACGAUCAGGAGGAUGAGGAUCAAGAAGAGGGAGAGCAGGAGGAAGGAGAUGAACAGCUCGUUGAAAAACGAGUUCUCCUCUCAAGGCGGUCUCAGGUGGAAGGCGGCCAGAACGCAACCGCGCUCAACCAGAUUGAAGGUCAAGAGGAGGACGAGGAGGAAGACGAGGAGGAAGACGAGGAGGACGAGGAAGACGACGAGGAGGAAGACGAGGAGGAAGAGGAGGAAGAGGAGGAACUGCACUUCGAAAACCGAGUUUUCCUCGCAAAGGCGUCUCAAGGAGAAGGCGGCCAGAAUGCAACCGCACUCAACCAGAUUGGCAGCCAAGAGGGGGAAGAGGAGGACGAGGACGAGCAAGACGAGGAGGAUGAGGAGGAGGAAGACGAGGAGGAGGAUCAGGAGGAACAACACUUCGAAACACAAGGUCUCCUCGCUAAGGUAUCUCAAGGAGAAGGCGGCCUGAACGCAACUGCUUUCAACCAGAUUGGCAGUCAAGAGGAGGAAGACAAAGAGGAGGACGAGCGAGACGACGAGGACGAGGAGGAGGAGGACGAGGACGAGGAAGAGGAAGACGAGGAGGAGGAACAGGAUGAACAGCACUUCGACAAACAAGUUCUCCUCUCGAACGGGUCUCAAGGAGAAGGCGGCCUGAACGCAACCGCGCUUAACCAGAUGGGCAGUCAAGAGGAGGAAGACGAGGAGGAGGAGGAGGAGGACGAAGGGGACGAGGAGGACGAAGAGGAGGAAGAGGAGGAACAGGAGGAACAGCAGCAACAGCACUUCGCCCUGCGGUCUCUCCGCUCAAGGAGUCCUCAAGAGGAAGCUGCCGAGAACGGAACCGCGCUCGCCUUGCUUGGCAGCCAAGAGAUCGAGGCUGAGGACGGCAGCGAAGAGAUCAGCGACGAGGGCAGCCUGGAGAGCGAGCGAGGCGAAGCAGGAGGAGGUGGCUGUGCCAUUGUGCUGUGUUUUUACAGACUUAGCUUCGACGAAGCUCACCAGACUGCCGUUGUGCUGUGUUUUGCAGUCUGGUGCGUUCUGGCCCUUGACCAUCCCCGCUUCUUCGUCGACCUCUCUAAUCAGGGCACCUUGAAGGGCGGCAGCAGCUGGGCGCGCAAAGUGCUUGACGUCGCCUUGCUGCGAAGCAUUCCUACUCAUGCGUGCACAUCACCGCCAGCCUUGUCCAGCCCACGUGAUGCUCGCAUGGUGCAUUGUGAGCGGCAAGAGCUAAGGAGAGCUUUGCAAGUACGCGAAGGCGCAAAGGGAAAACCGCUUCCCGGCCCGGACGGCUUGAGACGGGUUUCGAUCCCGAAAGUUUGCCAGGGAGCCCGGAACGCCUAUCUCUGGGGCUCCGGCGCACAAGGACACUGCGAGUUUUCGCACAAGCGCCUGGACGUCUAUCAGCUUCCCGAGACGGUCACGUUGGGCAAGCGAGAGCUGCCUGAAGUGAAGUCCAGCGCGUACGGUUGUGAGGCGCGCUACAGACCCAAGGGAUGGAUCACGAUGAACGUCGAUGAGUACGGCACCCUCGCUCCGGGCAACAAGGUGGCGUACUCGCCUGCCAGUUUCAAGGAGGCGAAGUGCAAGGUCUACUGCGAUGGAAAGCUGGUCAAGGAGAACUCGUUCUAUGGUCGGCGGCGCCGCGCGGGCACGGGAACUUUCAGCCUGCCCAACGCGUGCAUCGGCGCCUCUUCCGUGGCCCUCCACGGGGGCGGCAAGUGCGCAGGUUGCCACAUGGAGAAUUACCAGAUGAAGGUCAACAAGCACCCGGCCAACCCCCCGAAGACGGCCGUCCCCGCCAAGAUGAUCGUGGCCUGGUUCAAGAGUGAGGAUGCAGGACCCUCGUGGAGAAGCAGCAUUGGCAGCUUGACAGCCUCCGUCUCGAGCCGACGGCAUGGUGUGCACACGUACACAGCCCGCGGCUAUGGGGCGAAAGCCCCCGUGAAGUACAUCCAAGGAUCGAACACGGACGUGUUCCGGUUCACAGGGGCGCUGCGGGACCACUACACAGUCUGUGCCGUCACGCGCUACACCUCGGUGUGGGCGGCGGAGCGCAUCCUCCAAGGCAGCAAGCAGAACAUCAUCUUCGGGCACCACAAGAAGGGCGUUGGAGUAGUCUACUUCGAUGGCUAUCAAACCGGCCAAGGCAAGCGCUUGAAAAGCACGAGGUGGACCACCGUGUGCGCAUCACCGGGUGCUGACUACGUGUUCGUGGAUGGCCAGAACGUCGGUACGGCGAAGACGGACAGUUUCAUGGAUCAGGAUCUUGUGAUCAACGACGGCGCUGUGCCCGCUGAGAAGUCGAACUGGGCCGUGAUGGAGGUGAUCACAUGGAACUACAUCCUGUCCAAGAGGGAGAUGGAGGAUGCCUCAACGUACCUCAUGAAGAAGCUCAUGAUUGGUGGCGAAGAGGAAACCUGCAAGAUCGUGCUGAAGAAUCCCAAGUGGCACGAGGGGCGCAGCUUCAGCUCCUAUCGGCCCGUUCCGGGCACGGGCAUCCUCAAGGGCCUCAUGAAGAAAGGCUGGUACGACUCGCAGCUGGACUCGGAGAGCGGCUGGUGCCCGGAGAAGCAGGACAGGAAUGAGUACCUCGAUAUCGAUCUCCAGGAGAAACAGAACGUCAUGGGCGUGGUGAUUCAGGGCCUCAAAGGUGAAGACAAAUAUGUCUACUCCUUCGAAGUCCAGUACAAGGUCACCAAGAAAGGCUCCUGGACAAAGAUUCACAAUUUGUUCACGGGGCUGAACGGGAACCCCGAUGAACAUGUUCGGGCUUUCUUCUCUGAUCCUGUGGAAGCUCGAUUCAUCCGUCUGACCGGGUUCGACUGGCACCACGAAAUCUGCUUGCGUGCGGCGGUCAUGGUUUGCCAGGGCAAGCUGGAGAACGCGGUCACCCUGCUUCAAGCAAAGACGUGCCCAACGACUUACAACAGUGAAGCCUGGAGUGAGUCGGACUAUACGAGCAGGCAUCUCCGAAUUGGGGGCACCAAGGAGUGCAUCGCCGUGCAGCCGAUGGAGAAGCAUCGGCUGGCCCUGGUGUACAAGCCCUGCAUUCCCGAUGACGUCCAUCAGCUAAUCCCUGCGGCAGACAUCGGAUACCUCUUCACCAUGCUCCAUCGCAACGCCUGGCUGAUGGACAACGUGCUUCAGCCGGGCAUAAAGGCGGAGUUCUUCUACGACAUCGACCAGGGCUGGGGCUGCGCCUUCCCGAACAUCAUGUUCCGCAUGGCGGACAAGGCAGAAGUGGUGCCCAAGCUGGAUUGGGCCAACAGCCAACAGUGGCCCGGGCUAAAGCACAACAACAAGUUCGCUGCCAAGAUGACGGGCUUGGUCAUGGUCAAUGAGCCAGGCACCUAUGAGAUUUUCCUCACCGCCAACGACGUCGCGCGGGUCUUCCUGCAGCACAAGGAGCUGAUGAAGAUCACGAGCUGCCGCACAAAGCCGAAAACGGUUUCCGUCAAGAAGGAGCUUACCAUGGGCAGCUGGCCGCUUGAGGUGCACUUCUACGAGAACACUGGGGACGCCGCCCUGAAGUUGGAAUGGAAAGGCCCCGACUCGGGGAACAAGCGGGUCGUGAUCCCGGGGUCUGCUUACGCCCACAUGGCGGACAGGUCCAUGUGGGUGCCAACCUCUGCAGUGGCCAAAGGAUGCAUUGGCAACACUGCUCUGGGGGCGCUGAACGCGGGCAUGUUCAAUUUGCCGAACCUGGCCAAGGGCAUCCAGAUGGACUGCCGCUUCACCCCACUCCUCUCCAAGGAGCUCCCCGUGGAAGUCACGACCAACCGCACUUUCAAGGGAGAGACCUCUGAGGACGCUUGGCCGAACUGGUGGGAAGACAUCGAAACUUGGGAGAUGGGCUGCGCGCCAGGCAAAGUGCUUCAAACCGUGGAUCUCCUGAAUGUUUCGAACAGGCUGCACGUGAAGUACACCUGUGCUACUUCCUCGGGUCUGGGCGCAUGCUAUCCGAGCUGGACACAGCAAGUGGAUGCCCACGAGUUUGAGGAUACGGCGAGGUCCAAGAGGACGCUCAGCCGCCUGAACAUCGCCUGUCCUGGCUUUGACCUCCUGACCUCCCUGCACUUCGAGUACUCCAAGGGAGGCCUUUGGGCCCGGUUCAAGUACACCUGCUGCCGGGAAGGAGGCGCUCCAGUAGUGACCUUGUCGAAUGGCCCGGACCAUUCGACCGUCAACAGUCUCGAGGGCACCUACUGCCCUGAGAAAGCAGGCCCCUCGGGGCGAAUGGACUACCUCCAGCAGGCAUGGGGUAGAUGGCACACCAAGACGCCUGCCAGGCUGGUCUUCAGCGAAGAUACGGGCAAGUGGUGCAUCGGAGGCGACUGCUCCGAGGAGGGUGAUAGCGUGGAGCCUGCUGGUAUGAAGCUAGGAGGUUUCGACAUCACGGCGGUCAGCGAUUUCGACGGCAAGUUCGAGGCAAAAGGCAUCGGAAGUCCGGGCUCACUCUUCGCUCCGGGGCCGGCUCCCGAGGUGAAGCCGCCGCCUCCACCAAAGCGCCCGCCGGCUCCGAAGAAGCCAGAAAUGGUAAAAUUCGAGCCAGAAAUGCCGAAAUACUCGGACAAGUGUGUCGGCUACGGGGACUUGUGGAAGAAGGUGCAGGAGACAACGGUCGACGAAGCGGGAAUCCCUCAGCCCAAUGCCAACGAGCUGGAGACCGAAGACGAGGCAGCAGCCGGGGCUCAGGACAUGCACCCGUGCGAUCUCGCGCAGUCCUACGGAGGCAUUCGCAGCACGGACAAAGAGAAACUGAAGUCACCGUUGCCCUAUGAUGAGUUGGCAGGCUGCAUCAGCCGGAAGUCGAAAGCUGAAUCCAGGUUGGCGAAGGCCGAAGCCUGGAUCAACACCUUCGUGAAGGGCAACGCCCUCAACGUCGCCGCUGCGGGCAUGCUGUGCACCAUGAAUCCGGAGCUCGUUCUGGCGCCCCCGACAGGGAUCGGCACAGGUGAUCCCAUCGAUGAGAAGUGCAAGGGCAUCGUGGCAAUGAAGUACGCGGCGCUCACGACCUACAAGGAUUUGAACUUCCUCCUUAUCAAGCAAACGGUCGCGAAGGCGCUGAAGAACGACUGCAAUCCACAGCAAGCCAACUUCGCCCGGAUGUUUUGCGAUCUCCAUUGCGUGCGGGAUGCCGUGAUUCGAGGAGACCGGUCCAUUCUGCUCAACCUGAAAAAGGCCACGGACAUCACGAAUGGGAACACGGAGAAACUUUCAGAGUGGAUCGUGAAGACCGCACAGCUGGAUGCCGGUUGGCUCGGUGAGAAGAUCGACCACCAGUCGCUGGUCCAGUCCAUCGAGAGCCAAAAGGAGAUGACGGCGAUCAAGGAAGAGUUCGAAGGGAUGAAGGAGUUAAUCGAAGGCGGCGACAAGAAGGAGCUGUUCUUGGCGAUCAAGCAGGAGACCCAGAAGAUCAAGUCUGAGCUAAAGGGCUAUGUCGACGGCGCCUCCUUCAGCCACGCUUCGGCCCUGGUCGCAAACGACGCCCUGGAGAAGUUCGCGGCCGAUGGCAAGUCAUCCCUCCAAGACGGCAACAGCACCCAGCACGUCUUCGGAGCCUUCGGCAGCUUGCUGUCUUUGAGGUCCAAGCUCAGGACUUCGUCAGACCAGCGUGGCAAGGUGGAGCACGUAGCCAAGUCCGUGAUCCAGGGUGCUCUCGAGAUGCAAGAGUCCCUGAAGCUGCAGCGGCAGAACUUGGGUAUCUAUCGGCAGAGGAGCAAUUCCACCAAGCAGGCGAUGCGUCAAAGGGCCGGGCUGGAGCUACGGGAGCGCCACGCCAUGCUCUUGGACCUGGACCGUAUCUGGUGGAAGCUGCGGGGAGCCUUCGACGAGUACCUGGCUCAGGCCGAGGAGGAAAUCACAAGCUUUGAAACGGGCGCGCAUGCCAUCGCGCAGUAUCAGCAGUGUGCCACGAGCUUCCAGAGCCUGCUGGCGGUGUACAAGCAGGCGAUGGCCACCACUGACCGCUCCCACAGGGCGCUGAAGACAGCGUGGCGUCACAGCUCGAACCUGGUGGGCGAGCUCGCAUCCCACAUCGUCGACGGCGAGGCAUUCUACACGUUCUUCACUCAAGAAGGUUGCGAGUCCUCCUUGGCACAGCAGACCCUGGAGCAGAUGCGUGACGCACUCCUGGGGAUGAGGAUGCUCUAUGACCGCUUCGAAGUUUCGGGACUUCCAGAGCCCGACAUCAAGGUGGUGGACAAUGCCGUUGAUCGAAUGAAGUCCAGCUUCAGCGCGGCUUCGAAGGCCGCAUGCAAGGUCGAAGGACAGAUUCCUGCCUGGUAUCUGCCCUACCUGGACCACGGCAGAACCAUGAAGGAGCUUGAAGCUUGA
Molecule: messenger RNA, 6939 nt
Organism: Symbiodinium natans
Lineage: Eukaryota; Dinophyceae; Suessiales; Symbiodiniaceae
Source: the annotation of a GenBank genome assembly